AUGGUCCCUCAACCUCACCUUGUUGUGACGCAUCGGGAAUGGGUGAAACCCACGGUAGAAACUCCCGACCAUUUACGGCGCACCCCGCUUUCGGAUUGGGACAUUGUCAUGUUCAAAUCGUACACUCCACUUUUAAUAUUUUAUGCAAAUAAUGAUCACACCCCGAACUUUAUGAAUACACGUACGCUCACGGAAUCACUUUCACAAGUAUUGGAAGAUUUUUAUCCUCUGGCGGGACGAUUGGUUGAUAUCGGCAAUGGACGCGACGAAAUUGAUUGCUGUGACGCUGGCGUUCUAUUCCAGGAAGCAGAGUACAACGAGUCGCUCGAAACAUUUAGAGAAGCGGGAUAUUUACCGAAUCAAAUGGAUUAUCAUCACAUGUUUCCCAUCCAUUUCUACCGAUCCGCUCGUGACCCUCUGCUAGCUAUUCAAGUAAACAGAUUCAAAGAUGGUGGCGUUGCCUUGGCAGUGAUGAUCUUGCAUAAAGUAGCUGACAACUACUCGGCCUGCUUCUUCCUUGACGCGUGGGCAAAACGUGCGCGCGGCGUCAAGUAUGUUCAAGGCAAUUUUCAGCGUGAUUUGGUCGCUGUGCCACCCAGUACCGUGAUCACCGACGAAGCGAUUGCCCAUUAUCGCGAAGAACACCGUGUGUACAAAGAAGACGCAACGUCCCACAUUGUACGUGUGGAUCCCAAUCAAUCUCGCUUUUCCCGCACGUCACCCAUUGGACCCAAGCCCUUGAAAUCAGUAAUUCUCGAGUUCUACUCUGACGGGCUCCAACUUUGCAAGAAAGACGCACAUACAACGGAAAUGAUCCUCAGUCGCAACUGGCUGUCUACAAAAGACGCUUUGUUUGCUAUGCUUUUGAGAGCCAUUGUCCGAUGUCGCGAAAUUCCGGAAGACCAACCAGUCAAGAUGGUCUUAUCUGUGAAUGGACGUUCAAAGAUGAAAAAUCAAAAGGAAAUGGAUUAUUAUUUCGGCAACUGGAUGAUAUCGCGCUCCGUUGCCACCACAAAGCGUGAAGUGGAACAAACUUGCUUGGCGUAUACAGCUGCAACCUUUCGACAAAAGCUUGCCAGCUUGAAAGCUUCUUUGUUCCACAGUAUCAGUAAACUUUAUACUAUGCACGAAGAUAUGACGGUCCAUUAUCUCUCCUAUCAGUCUAAUUCUAACGCUCGUUUGACAGCCAGUGAUGUAUCAAUGCUGCCAUUUUGGCGACUGGAUUUUGGAUUCGGUAGACCGGACCGAACACGCGGCUACAUCACUUUUGGUGGCAAUGGCUGCCUGAUCGUCUUUGGUCGUAGCGACGGCAACAAAGGCGCCAUGUACGAUGUACAACUACAAAUGGACGCGGAUUCCAUUGGUCGUUUCAUCAAAGAUCCAGAGGUCAGAAAAUACUCAAGGCGUAUCCUAUAUUGAUUGUCAUUUUGCUUUGAUAAACUUUUUUCUCCAUGUCAACAAAGACGCCAUGAAGCCAAUAUAUCAAUAUUUU
Radiomyces spectabilis is the source of this 1492-nucleotide messenger RNA. Its product is annotated as transferase. Bases 1 to 1419 code for a protein of 472 amino acids. The record is from RefSeq and is a predicted model, not a curated record. NCBI's taxonomy places the organism in Eukaryota, Fungi, Mucoromycota, Mucoromycetes, Mucorales, Radiomycetaceae. The transcript is spliced from 3 exons.